AUGACUGAAUCGACAACCGGACAUCAGCAGGCACUGAUACUGUUGAUGACACUCGCUUGCACACUGCUGCCCCCGGUAGUACACUCGCGCCAGGACUACUAUUACACCAAUCAAGAUCCGUACGAAGACGACCUGUCGCUCUGGAUCAACGAGCAGCAGGUGAAGAUAUUUAGCGGCGUCGCGAUGAAGAUCUACGCCAUCGACAACGGGCGCGUCUCGCCCCAUAUUCGGGAUCCAAACUUUAGCCAGUACCUGCCAGUCAUCCCGUCCGAGGUGAGCAGCGUCAACUUCACCUGGAAGGCGGGCACGAAGAAGUACUACUACAACUUCGACCGGCUGAUGUCGGUGGAUGAAAACAUUCUCAAGCCACCGACGAUCUCGAUCAAAACGUCCGGACGCAUACCGACGGACGCCAAGGAGUUCAGUGUGAUCCUGCCAUGCUCCGGUAAUGUAUCGGGCAUUGCAAUGUUCAGCAUUGGACUCCUGAUCCAAACGCGGAAAGGCAAGCCGGUCCCCGGCACGCCUCUCCGCAUCAAACUGCGUAAGGAAUGUGCACAUAGAGGUGUGUAUGAAAGAUCUUCUACUCUAACAUCUUCUUCGCAAGGACCCGACCCGGAGUGUGACAAGAAGUGCGCCAACAAGGGUGUUUGCAACGAGGACAAGAUCUGCCAGUGUCCGGAAGGUUAUAUGGGGCAGUACUGUCAGACGGCGCUCUGCUAUCCACAGUGCAUGAACGGUGGGAACUGUACUGCGCCCGGGACCUGUUCCUGUCCGCACGGUUACCAGGGCCGCCAUUGUGAGGGAGGGAUCUGUGCGGACAAGUGCCUAAACGGUGGCAAGUGCAUCCAGAAGGACAAGUGCGAAUGCACCAAGGGUUACUACGGAUUGCGCUGCGAAUACUCCAAGUGUGUCAUACCGUGUCUGCACGAUGGCAAGUGCCGAGGGGUGAACAAAUGCCGCUGCAAGCCGGGACUGAGCGGAGAUCACUGCCAGAUCGGGCGUCGGCAACGUUCCACCUGCAAGAGACCGUGCAAACAUGGACUCUGCCAACCGAACCAUACCUGCGCGUGCGACAGCGGAUGGUACGGGCGGUUAUGCAAUCAGCGUGAGAAGAAGCGCCGUAACACCAACGGAGAUGGUGGUGGUUCAGCGAGACUUCCAAAGAAAUAA
Anopheles marshallii is the source of this 1170-nucleotide messenger RNA. RefSeq names its product protein shifted-like. Gene Ontology annotation, molecular function: signaling receptor binding. The coding region runs from base 1 to 1170 and encodes 389 amino acids. The transcript is spliced from 6 exons. Lineage: Eukaryota; Metazoa; Arthropoda; Insecta; Diptera; Culicidae. Gene Ontology annotation, biological process: anatomical structure development. The record is from RefSeq and is a predicted model, not a curated record. Gene Ontology annotation, cellular component: extracellular region; cell surface.